Actinia tenebrosa (Australian red waratah sea anemone) is the source of this 2778-nucleotide messenger RNA. RefSeq lists its product as uncharacterized. Lineage: Eukaryota; Metazoa; Cnidaria; Anthozoa; Actiniaria; Actiniidae. The record is from RefSeq and is a predicted model, not a curated record. Gene Ontology annotation, molecular function: calcium ion binding.
GACGGAGUUGAAGGAUGUUGUCGUACAUCGAUCAAGUUUGGUAUCUUAUAUUUUCAUUCCAGGUACUCAUAAGACUGGUUCAUUCUGAAGCAUCGAACUGCAGGUUCACUACAUCAUAUGAAAAACUGCAAUCAGAUAAGGCCUUAUUGAACCACGUCAUUGAUGAACUAACACUAUCAGGUGACCAAAUGUGUCGAAUCAAUUGUUAUCUAAACAAUGACUGCGUGUCGUACAACCUUGGACCUUCAUCGUCACCUGGAAUGAUGGUCUGUCAACUGAACGAUGCUGAUCGUUACCAAUACCCACAGGACUAUCAGGAAAGACCAGGAUACUCGUACAGAGGCACAGAGAAUAAAUGCGCCGUGAAUCCCUGCACGAGUGCCAACCAAACCUGUCAAUCAGGUUUCACCAUUACAGGAUAUCGAUGUCUUUGCCCUAAAGGAUUCACUGGAAAAUAUUGCGAAAUAGAUGUUGACGAGUGCAUAUCUGGCGUUCAUAAUUGCUCUACAAACGCCACGUGCAAUAACAAGGCUGGUUCAUUCCAAUGUGCCUGCCUUCCUGGGUUUGAAGGAGAUGGUGUCACUUGCAGGGACGUUGACGAGUGCUUAUCUGGUCUUCAUAAUUGCUCUACAAACGCCACAUGUAAUAACAAGGCUGGUUCAUUCCAAUGUACCUGCCUUCCCGGGUUUGGAGGAGAUGGUGUCACCUGCAGAAGAUGCAAAAUGAUGUCCUUUCCCGGAGGAUCAGUGGAUAAUUUGGUUUUCUUUGAUAAUCCUUUUCUGGCUGGUUUGACUAAGCUGUCUGUCAGCAUUUGGUUUCAGAUGGAUGCUGCAAAAGCAGGAGCCCAUACGCCGCUAAGCUACUCAACUUCAGUAUCCAGUGACGUGAUCGUUGUGUUUUUAAAAACAACCGAAACAAAGAUAUCCAUCAACGGCGUAUGGAAAGAUUUUACUGAUCAAAGUCAGUACAUCACCGACAGCACCUGGCAUCAUCUUGCUUUCACUUGGGAAAGUGUGACAGGUAAGGUGGUACUGUAUAUCGAUGGAGUCAAGAGAGGCGAGAAAGCCAAUGUAGCAACAGGUGAGACGAUUGGCAACGGGGCCUUAGUACUUGGCCAGGAACAAGAUAGCUACAAAGGAGGCUAUGAUCCAAAUCAAGCUUUUAAAGGCAAUCUCACAAGCUUGAACAUAUGGGACAAGGUCCUGACAGCCUCUGAAAUAUCAGAUCUCGCCGGCAAAUGUCCAACUCAGGAAGGAAACAUCCUAACUUGGACUAACUUGAUGAGUCAGCCAAGGUUAGGAAACGUGAAUCUGAUCUGCUCUACUUUCUGUAUUCCACUUUAAAUUAUAUGUCAAUGGCCAGAAAUCUCUAACAUUGAGCCCGCGAUUGCAAAGCGGAGUUCCCCAAUCGCAGUACUUCGAAAUCGCAUCAAUAUGUAUAAAGAAUGUAUGGAAGACGACAAUAUUCAUGUAAAUAAAACCUUGGGAAUUAUUAUUUUUUAUUUUGCCAAGUUUGUAUUUAAGUCUAUAACUAAUUGUUAUUUCACACAACCUAUAUAAAAAGUAAAAUUCAAUGGGCKUACUUUGCCUUUCCAUGGCUUUAAUUUUGCCCUUCGCUAUCCCCGAUCUCCCUAGCAUCCACUAUAGAUUAGCCAGAAGUAUCCAUGCAUCUUCACUUGGUUCCAAAGAAUCCAUGCGAAUUUUUUAUUUGCCAAGAUCGAUCUAAGUAGGGCAAUAUUUACUUUGAUCGCUGGCAAAGAAAUUGGAAGUCUUCAGCAUCAGCAACGUUUGCCUUUUGGGAGUCAAAGUUUUUGAUUUUUCACAAAAGAAGUUAAUAUUCUAUGUCGAGUGUAUCCUGCUUCCGGAAGGCGAAGAUGACGCACAAAAAUCGCCACUUUUUUGGCGUUUUAAAAGGCAUUUUCUGAGCGUGUUUGAUACCAAAUUAAACAUCUGAAAUCAGGCUUAGCUAUGCCGCAGAGAGUUCUGGGAAGACUUGCAAAGGAAGCCCAAAAUCAAUAAUAAAAGACUGUGCACUUUUACUUCCGGUGAGAUCAAAUUUUCGAAUUACAAAACAAAAUGUCGAUUCAGCUUGAUUUUUAUGAUUUUGAAAAGCUUCAAAGUACUUUGAGGGCUUAUUUUAGUUGUAAUCUUACCUAUGUAAAGCAACAAUACGUAAAUGCAAGUGAAAUUUCAUUCACAAUACACAUAAACAACCUAUCUAUUGUUCCACUCGUGCUAGAUAUUAUUCUUUCGACUUCAAAAUAAUUUGGGUAGGCUUUUACUUUUUUCUUUCUGUUUUCAUGUAAAAUGACCGAUGAAAUGUUGUUUAACUGUUGGUAGUAACCCUUACCAUAGUCUUUCUUUCCGAAUGUCGCUGUAUUGAAUAUAUCUCAUAUGGUAAUUCCGCUGACUUGACCGCAGGAGCAAAAUGUCCGAGAUUUCUGGCCAUGCGAAAAUAAGAUAAUAGCUGUACCAGAUGUACAGGUUUGCCAUUUCAACCAUCUCCAGGUAAACUUAUAAACUAGGUUGAUGUGGCACACCAAGUGGAGUAGGUGGGAAGCAAGACCAGGUAGGCAAGAUCAACAAGGACAGACAGACCGAGAGCAGAAGUUAGACCAGGUGGACAGGAUGGACCAGGUGUAACUGACAGACCAAGAGCAGAAACUAGGCCAGACGGACAGGAUGGACCAGGAGUAACAGACAUACCAAGAGCAGAUGAUGGACAAGUUAGAACGGACAGACCAAGAGUAGAAGUUAGACAAGGUGGACAGGAUGGACA